This is a messenger RNA of Arabidopsis arenosa, 1158 nucleotides long. Lineage: Eukaryota; Viridiplantae; Streptophyta; Magnoliopsida; Brassicales; Brassicaceae. The record is from the annotation of a GenBank genome assembly.
CGACAAACCCAAGAGAAACUCUCUGCUUCUUCUCACUUCGUUUCCCUAAACACAUAAAAAAAUAUAACAAAACGGAGAUCUGCAAAUAAAUAUUCCAAAAUCCUCUGUUUUCCUUAAUGAAACAUAACUGCACAAACUGUUCAUUGUUUACCAUGACUAUUGUUCUUCUUCCUCUGUUUAAUCUCUUUAUGGCAAAACUCUCUGCUUCUUCUCACUUCGUUACCCUAAAUAUCACUUCUUUCGAGUGACCUAAAUCACUCCCACGAUCCCUUUAAGUCCCUUUUCUUGUUUUGUCCUGUAUUUUUCUUUUUGCAAGAAAUCAUCUUGAUGGAUCCAAUUAAGUUCCAACACUUGAAGAUGGAGAAAUCCAGAGGAAUCUUGAAUUUCCAAGCAAUAAGAUCGUUCACGAGCUUGUUCAGACUGAUCGAGCUGCUUUUUCUUCUAAUCUUGAUCUCCAAACUCUCUUUCCCCUCUGUGAGACUCUCUGGGGACAUUUUCAGGGAAGCAGCAGUGUUUCUCGUUAGCCCGAGAUUCGUUUUCUUCGUCGGAAACGCAAUUGUAAUUACUCUUUUUGCGAAAUCCGGACGAUACAGCUCGAGUCAGGAGCCUUUAAAGACAACAGAAGCUGCUGCAAGCAACGAUCUUUACCAAGAAUUUCUUCACAAGAGUGAGAAGAAGAAAUCUAUAGUUUACGAGACGAAAACAGAACAACUGAAGAAGCAGAGUGGAGUGAAGAGGGUUAGUUUCGGGAGAAGCCAAUCGCAGAAAGCGUUUGAGGCGGUUCAGCCGCUAGAGAGUAGCAAUGGUGAGAAAACCAUGAAGAGGUAUGUGUCGGAGAAGCAUAUGAGGGUUUGUGACUCCGACAAGAAAGUAGUGGUGAGGGUUAAGAAACCAGAAGAUGGAAUGAGCAACGAGCAAUUUAGGACAAAGAUUGAAGCUUUCAUUGCGAGACAAAAGAGGAUUCAAAAGGAUGAAGAGCAUUUAAUAAUCUAGAUCCUCUUUGCUAGUGAAUAUUUGUUUCUGUUUCUUUUUUUUCCUUUUGGUUAUUAUAAACUUGAAUCCUCUGUUUCAUAAUCUUGUAACUUUGCCUUAGAAAAUCUCUUUAUCUUUAACUCUUGUAAGCCUUCAAGGUGGUUUAAGUAAAUACAACAAAUGGUA